AUGCCGUCAGCCAUCAUCCAGCCGACCGCAGCGCACACCGCAACCGUCAUCUUUGCUCAUGGUCUCGGCGACCAGGGAGAAAGUUGGCGUGCAGCGAUAAGCGGUGAUUACGACUACAGAAAACCCGGUGAACUGGCAAUCCCCGCCCGUCUUCCUCAUGUCAAAUGGAUCUUCCCAGAUGCGCCCGAACAAGCGGUCACAGCGAACUUCGGCGCCAAGAUGCCCUCAUGGUUUGAUAUAUUGAAUCUACCGCUUCAACCGGGACAGUACUUGAACAAAGUAUUUGAGGAUGAUGAGAGCGUGAAGAAAGGUGUCCAGAUCAUAGACGACUUGGUUCAAGCAGAAGUCAAGGCUGGAAUACCGGAAAGUCGCAUCGUAGUGGGCGGAUUCAGUCAAGGAGGAGCGCUGGCUUUGGUGACAGGGUUGGGUGGUAAAGACUGGAGAACGAAGAGUUUCGGGGAUGAAAGCAAGCUGGCUGGUGUGGUCGUGCUAAGCGGUUGGUUGCCACUCAGAGAGCAGUUCAAGUCGCGCGUUUCACCGCACGCCAAAUCUAUUCCGGUAUUAUGGGGACAUGGGACAGCAGAUGCGGUGAUAUAUCAUAAAGUGGGGGAGGCUUCAGUUGAAUUACUUCAAGAUCAGCUUGGUAUCGUGAAGCACAGUGCCCAUGACCAACUUGGCGGUCCUGGGAUCAACUUUCGGUCCUAUGAGCGUAUGGGCCACGCUUCAUGCAAGAAAGAGAUGGAUGAUCUGGCGACAUUUUUGGGAAGUGUCAUACCACAGCAGGUACGGUGA
Molecule: messenger RNA, 792 nt
Organism: Suillus bovinus
Lineage: Eukaryota; Fungi; Basidiomycota; Agaricomycetes; Boletales; Suillaceae
Product: Phospholipase/carboxylesterase/thioesterase
Exons: 3
Coding region: 1-792 (263 amino acids)
Biological process (GO): protein depalmitoylation
Cellular component (GO): cytoplasm
Molecular function (GO): carboxylic ester hydrolase activity; palmitoyl-(protein) hydrolase activity
Source: RefSeq, a predicted model, not a curated record